CUUGCCUCCUGCAUCGAUGGCGUCGACGAAAGACACGAAGGCGAAGUCGAAGGUGCCACCUUUGAGUGAUCAGGAGAUCCAGCAAAACUACACUCGAAUGCAAAAUGAGUUGCAGUCUAUCGCACAAAAGAUAGGCGAGCUGGAAACAGAAGCAGACGAGCAUGCUCUCGUGCUGAACAGCCUCACCGACACGCUGGCUGAAGAGCCUGACCGCAAGUGCUUUCGCUUGAUCGGAGGCGUCCUUGUCGAACGGACAGUGAAGGAUGUCGUUCCUGCAUUGAAGCUGAAUCACGACAACAUCGUGUCAGCGAUCAAGACCCUUGCGGAGCAAUACAAGACGAAAGAGCAGACUUUCGAUAGCUUCAAGCGCGACUAUGGCAUUCGUCCCGUUCGCGCAUGAAAUCUGCAAAAGGCUUCCUAGCACAACAGCAGUAAAGCACUGUAUUAUAUCCACGCCACUCGCGCGUAAUCAACACUUGGACCAGGCGGUCGAACUACGUUCUCGUCUGCUUUGCUUGA
Schizophyllum commune H4-8 is the source of this 519-nucleotide messenger RNA. RefSeq names its product Prefoldin beta-like protein. Bases 17 to 400 code for a protein of 127 amino acids. Gene Ontology annotation, biological process: protein folding. The transcript is spliced from 4 exons. Lineage: Eukaryota; Fungi; Basidiomycota; Agaricomycetes; Agaricales; Schizophyllaceae. Gene Ontology annotation, cellular component: prefoldin complex; cytoplasm. The record is from RefSeq and is a predicted model, not a curated record. Gene Ontology annotation, molecular function: protein folding chaperone.